CGAAAACAAUUUGAAAACGAAUUUGCAGCCAGUUGGUGCUGUGAAAAACAAACACUCAAUACGAACACGAACAUUCACAACUGUCAAUGCAUAAAUUGUACAUAACUGAAGCACUUUAGUGAAGGGCAUUUGCCACUAUACUCAUUUACAAAGAGCAAACGCGUCGUAACAGUCCACAGCAGCCAUGUCUUUAACGGACAAAGAAUACCAAAACCUGAAUAUGAGCAUUAGCAAAGCUCUCAGCAAUGUUGAAAUGCCCAUCAAGGUCAAGCAUGUUCGUGCCGCCAUCAUCGGGACGUUUCACAGCAACGGUGGGCACGCGUUUUGGGCCAUAGCUAUCCGGCAACCGAUACAGGAUAAUCGGAUCGUGGCCUGGAAGUUCUGUCAUCUGCUGCAUAAAAUUCUGCGCGAAGGCCAUCAGCUAUGUUGUCAGCAUUCGAUGCGCCAUCGCGGCAUGCUACUGGAGGCUGGAAAACUGUGGGGUCACUUGAACGAUGGUUAUGGCAUCUGCAUAAAACAUUACACGAAACUGCUCGUUACAAAGCUGGAGUUCCACGACCGUAAUCCCCGAAUAAAGGGCGGCCUUUCGCUUCGGUCGGGCGACCUCGAAAAGAUCGGCGAAGGUGAUAUCAAUAUUUACUUCCAGCUGGCCGUCGAAAUAUUCGAUUAUUUGGAUGAUAUCGUCGCAUUACAAGCAACCAUCUUCAAAUCUAUCACGACGUUCUGCGUCAGUUCCAUGACUUCGCCCGGCCAGUGUCGGCUGGCUCCAUUGAUCCCUUGCAUACAGGAUUCAAAUCCGCUGUACGAUAUGCUGGUGCGCAUUAUGUUCAAACUGCACGCCAACCUGCCUUCGGAUCUGCUCACCGGACACCGGCAGCGCUUCGGUACACUGUUCCACCAGCUGAAGAUGUUCUACAGCCAAUCGCGCAAUUUGCAGUACUUCGUUAAUCUAAUAACCGUGCCGAAGCUGCCGGAAGCACCACCAAAUUUUGAGAUGCAAAGUGAUUUAGGCAACUACCAGGCUCCGGUUGUCGUGAUGCCUGACAGCGACCCAUGCGACAACGAACCAGAGCCGGCGGUGGAAAAUUUGAUCGACACGGCCGAAGCUGCGCCACCGAUACCGGAACUACCACAACAUAACAACCAUCAGCAAUCGGUUGCACCGGUAGUACCCGUGGCGCAGCUAAUGGAGCUGGAGCGUUUGAUCCAGGAGCGCGACGAUUUGAUACGACACCUGCAGACGGAAACCCAUCGAUUGUCAAAUCACGUUAAGUCGAUCACUAUCGAACAGAGAGACGUGCAAACGCGUAUGGAGGAGGAGGUCGCCGCACUGAACGUUCAGCUAACGCAAAGUCACGGCGAGCUUAUGAAUUUACGCUUCCAGAAGGAAGAGUUGGAACUACGGGCUCAAACUGCACCCAAUCUGGAGCAACGGGCGCAAGCGGAAGAAGAACGUGCGAAGACGAGUGAGGAGAAGUUCCAGAAACUUAAAACCAUGUACACGCAAAUUCGCGACGAGCAUGUAAAUCUUCUGCGGCAGGUGAAAGUUGAUCAAUACAAGAUCAACUGCUACGUGCAGCAUGGCGAAAUAAGCAAGCAACUGGCUACUUCUACUACCGCGGCAGCCGAAGCUAACAAAGCUAAAUCGGAGCUCCAGUGCCAGCUGGAAGAACUCGAACAAAAGCAGUCCUUGGUGCAGAACGCACUACAGCAAAGCUCGGUCGAGGCGCGCCAAGAGCAGGAAGCUAUCGCGGAACAGCUACAAACCAUGACACAAAAGUGCGAAUCGCUACAGAGUCGGUACGAUGAAAUGGAAGCCGCUCGGCAAGCCGAGAUAGCUGAACUACGUAUCGGACUGGAGCGGCUAGAGACCGAACUACAGACAUUCCAACACGAUCGCGAAACACUGUCUAACGAAAAGGGCGGCCUUGAGGAGCGACUGGCGGAAAUACAGGGCGAAAAGGAAGAACUGACCUUAAAAUAUCAGGAAUGCGUUGGCAAAAUUGAAGCCCUGGAGCUAAAGACUGAUCAGUAUGCAAGAGAGGAAGCAUCACUGCAGCAGAGUGUCUGUGAGAAUACGCAGAAAACACAAGAACUAUCUGAUCGUAUCGAACAACUUCUGGGGGAAAAUUGUGCUUUGGAACAAAAAUAUUCCCAUCUGGAAACAGCGAAAGCAGCGCAGGAGGAGGAAUUCAAUCGUACCCAUCAGGAGGAACGGAACCGCUACGAUUCGUUGCAGGCAGAGAUGAGCGAAACGCUUGGCAAACUUGAAACGAAAAAUGCGACCAUUGCCGACGAGCGACAGCAAACGUUGAGUCAGCUGUUGCUGCUACAAACGGAGUCCACCCAAAAACAGUCCGAUUUCGAGUCGCUAGAGCACGACCUCAAGUCUGUGAUCGAACAAAAGGAUCACGAACUGGAAGAGAUACAUGCCAAGUACCGCGAGCUGGAGGAAAAGUAUCAGGGUCUAGAUGCGAAUAUGGAACGGUCACUUUCCGAGAAGGAAACAAUUGAAUCUGAUUUGCAAGAUUUACUACACCAACAGGAAGAAACGGAACAGAGGUUACGAGCAGCGCAGGCGACAGUUGGUACGCUUCAGGCUGCCCUGGCCGAUAGUCGCAUUACUGGUGAAACCGCUUUGCGCGCCCUGCUGGAGGCUUGCAUAAAAUCAUCGGAAAAGCUUACAGUACGGGCCAUCGGUGAAAACGAAAUGCCGGGUGCCGGCGGUACCCCGACCUACUUUUUGAUGAUCGCCGAGGAGCUGCAGGAGGUGCUGACGAAACUGAAAAUGGUCCAUGAAAAUUAUCUGAAGGACAAUUCGACAAACGUUGAAUCGUUGGCUCGGAAAGUUAUCAUCGGAGCACAUUUAUUGGCGUCCGCCCACGUGCAGGGGAUGAUCAUUUGCAACCGGUCAGCAAACAUAGAGAGUGGUGAACGCAUAGCGGAAGAGAUCAAGAAGCUUGGCCUGUCAAUUACCAGUCUUUUCCAAGCGCUGCAAAAAACAAGCGAAUCUGACACGGUCAGUGAGAGAGUGAAGGAUUUAAAGCUAAAACUGGAACAAGUCACCACUAUGAUCGUCGACCUGGGAAAGCAAACGGAUGGCACCGAAAAUCUUGGCGAUAUGGUUGAAUCCGAACUUUCCAGCAUGGAUAAAGCCAUUGAAGAGGCUGCUUCACAGAUACAGGAAAUGCUAUCGAAAUCGCGUGCUUCCGAUUCUGGUAUAAAAUUAGAAGUCAACGAAAAAAUCCUCGACGCUUGUACGAACCUCAUGCAAGCGAUUCGACUGCUGGUGCAAAAGUCGCGGUUGCUGCAGUCAGAAAUCGUUUUGCUAGGCAAGGGCACUGCUUCGGCGAAGGAGUUCUACAAGCGCAAUCACCAGUGGACGGAGGGCUUAAUUUCAGCUGCAAAAAGUGUCGCCCAAGGGGCCAACUUCUUGGUGACGGCAGCGAAUAAAACGGUGGCCGGCGGAGCAAAACACCAGCUCGAUUUGGUGGUGGCUGCCCAGGAAAUUGCUGCCUGUACUGCUCAGCUUGUAGUGGCAAGCCGCGUGAAGGCACCGCGCACCAGCAGCAAUUUAUCCGCGCUGGGUACGGCUUCCAAGAACGUCACCCAAGCGACGGGAAUCGUUGUGGCCACCGCCAAAGAUUGCAGCCAACGGUUAGAAGACUCGCAGGAUCUUGAUCUCGGCACGCUGACGGUGCAUCAAGCUAAAACGAAGGAGAUGGAAAUUCAAGUGAAGGUUCUAGAGCUCGAACAAGCGCUACAGGUUGAGCGCAUGCGAUUGGCUUCAUUCCGAAAGAAAAACUACCACCAACCGGUCGAAGAGUAACAAACUUCCAAAUGACAUUACUACUUUUUCAAGAGAAAAAAACUGAAAUACGGGUUGAAACUGUCUAGGGAUGGCUGCUAGCAACUUUUACUCGUUCCCUAUAGAACGAUUUUCCAACAUCGAGUUUGUAUUAAAAUUGUUUUCGCUUUCAUUGGAUUAAACACUAAAGUCAGGUGCAUCUUUUACCGCACCACCGAUUUUUAAUAGAAUACAAUCUAACGCUCCCACCAGAUGCAAGCCAGCCGCGCUGCUGAAAGUGAAACAAAUCGUUUUCGAUGUGCCGCAUUGUACGCCCUCGCGAAUGCUAUGAAUAUUCGUAAGAAUGUCACUGUUAAUUUAUUAUUUACGCAGCAUCAUGUUUUAAAGUUUGUUUGCUGUCAAGAAUAUAUCAUAAUUACAUCUUAAUGAAGAAAUAAAAGCCACGGCAAU
Molecule: messenger RNA, 4258 nt
Organism: Anopheles cruzii
Lineage: Eukaryota; Metazoa; Arthropoda; Insecta; Diptera; Culicidae
Gene: Hip1
Product: huntingtin-interacting protein 1-related protein
Exons: 13
Coding region: 185-3829 (1214 amino acids)
Biological process (GO): clathrin coat assembly; endocytosis; actin filament organization
Cellular component (GO): clathrin-coated vesicle; actin cortical patch
Molecular function (GO): clathrin-cargo adaptor activity; phosphatidylinositol-3,5-bisphosphate binding; phosphatidylinositol-3,4-bisphosphate binding
Source: RefSeq, a predicted model, not a curated record